CGUUUAAUCCCAGAGUGUAUGGUACCGGAAAAGCGCAUGCAAGUGACUUUGACGGAACGCGACCGAAGGAUGCCGUGUUGCGUAUGUCGGCUGCGUAUGUAUGUACGCUGCAGUGUCAGCGAUUUUUUUAUACGCGCUGCAGCUGCAAAAGGGAUGAACAAAAAACUGCAGCAGGAUUACUGGAUGCACCUCUGAUCUAGAGGAGAAGUUUCUGCCGAUCUUUUCACAGGUCUUUGCUAAUAGUUUGCAGGAAACUAAUCCUCUGGAGAUAUGGCUACCCCAACCACUGAUUCGGAGAGGCGGAAACAGAUUUCCGUGCGCGGCAUUGCCGAAGUGGAAUCGGUAUCAAACAUCAAGAAGACCUUCAAUCAGCAUCUGCACUUCACGCUGGUGAAGGAUCGCAAUGUGGCCACACCUCGGGAUUACUUCUUUGCUUUGGCCCAUACUGUCCGCGAUCAUUUGGUCGGUCGGUGGAUCCGCACGCAGCAGUACUACUAUGAACAUGAUCCUAAGCGAGUGUACUACCUAUCGCUGGAAUACUACAUGGGUCGCGCGUUACAAAACACCAUGAUUAAUCUGGGCAUCCAGUCAGCAUGCGACGAAGCCCUGUACCAGUUGGGACUGGACAUUGAAGAGCUGCAAGAGUUGGAAGACGAUGCCGGUCUGGGUAACGGUGGUCUGGGCCGAUUGGCAGCUUGUUUUCUGGAUUCGAUGGCCACUUUGGGUUUGGCAGCCUACGGCUACGGAAUCCGGUAUGAAUACGGUAUCUUCGAUCAAAAGAUCGUGGACGGGGAGCAGAUUGAGGAACCGGAUGACUGGCUGCGUUUCGGCAAUCCGUGGGAGAAAGCGCGCCCGGAAUUCAUGUUGCCGGUAAAUUUCUACGGGCGGGUGGAGAAGAAUGAGAAAGGCUGUAGAUGGGUGGAUGCGCAGGUGGUCUUCGCUAUGCCGUACGAUAUUCCUGUUCCCGGCUACAUGAACAAUACGGUCAACACGUUGCGAUUGUGGUCAGCCAAGUCGGCACACGACUUUCAGCUGAAAUGUUUCAACGAAGGGGACUACAUCCAAGCUGUUUUGGAUCGUAAUAACGCUGAAAACAUUUCGCGAGUGCUGUACCCCAACGACAAUUUCUUCUCCGGCAAAGAACUGCGACUAAAGCAGGAAUAUUUUAUGGUGGCCGCUUCGCUGCAGGACAUUGUCCGGCGUUUCAAAUCCGCCAAAUUCGGAUGUCGCGAUGCGGUGCGGACGUCUUUCGACAAUUUUCCCGAAAAGGUUGCUAUUCAACUGAAUGAUACGCAUCCGUCAAUGGCCAUCCCGGAGCUGAUGCGCAUUCUGGUGGACCUGGAAGGAUUGCCGUGGGAGCGCGCCUUCGACAUUACCGUACGCGCCUGUGCGUACACCAACCACACCGUAUUGCCGGAAGCGCUGGAACGCUGGACAUGCAGCCAGUUGCAGAAUCUCUUACCGCGACAUUUGGAAAUCAUCUACCAUAUCAACUUUCUGUUCUUACAGGAGGUGCAGAAACUCUGGCCCGGUGAUGAGGCUCGCAUGCGGCGCAUGUCGCUGGUGGAGGAAGAAGGCGAACAGCGCAUCAACAUGGCAUUUUUAUCCAUUGUGGGUUCUCACGCUGUUAACGGUGUAGCUGCUCUGCAUUCGGAUUUACUGAAGACAACCAUCUUUCGGGAUUUUUACGAUAUGUGGCCGCAAAAGUUUCAAAAUAAAACCAAUGGAAUUACUCCCCGUCGUUGGUUGUUAUUGUGUAAUCCAUCCUUGGCCGAUUUAAUUACGGAGAAGAUCGGAGAGGAAUGGGUGCGUGACCUUUAUCAGCUGGAGAAGCUGAAGGCGUUCAUUGGAGAUCAGCAGUUCCUGCGUCGAUUGAUGCAGUUUAAGCAGGAGAAUAAGCUCAAACUAGUCACUCACAUUAAGGAAAAGUAUGGAGUGAACGUGAAUCCGGCGUCCAUUUUCGAUAUCCAGGUCAAGAGAAUCCAUGAAUACAAACGACAGAUCCUCAACUGUCUGCACGUUAUCACGUUAUACAACCGCAUCAAGCGCAAUCCCGGUGAUAAAUUCAUACCGCGCACGGUGAUGAUUGGCGGCAAAGCCGCUCCUGGCUAUCACAUGGCCAAACAGACGAUUAAACUGAUCUGCGCUAUUGGACGUAUUGUCAACAAUGAUCCCAUUAUUGGGGACCGCUUGAAAGUGAUCUUUCUGGAGAAUUACCGCGUGAGCUUAGCCGAGAAAAUUAUCCCGGCAGCAGACCUGAGCGAGCAAAUCUCGCUGGCCGGAACGGAAGCGUCAGGAACCGGCAACAUGAAGUUCCAGCUGAACGGUGCAAUGACCAUCGGCACACUGGACGGAGCCAACGUAGAGAUGCGCGAAGAGAUGGGCGUGGAGAACUUCUUUCUGUUCGGCAUGACUGUGGAUGAAGUGGCAGCCCUUUGGCGUCGCGGGUAUAAUCCAUAUGAGUACUAUAACCGCAAUCCAGAGCUGAAGUUAGCCAUCGAUCAGAUCCGGAGUGGAUAUUUUUCACCUAAUCGCCCGGAAUUAUUUCAUGAUGUUGUGGAUGUUCUGCUGAAAUAUGACCGGUUUUGUACUCUUGCCGACUAUGAUGAUUAUAUGAAAUGCCAAGAGCGCGUUAAUGAAGCAUACGCUGACCCGCUGGUGUGGGCGCGAAUGAGUUUAAUGAAUAUUGCAUCCAGUGGAAAAUUCAGCACUGAUCGCACCAUUGCGCAGUAUGCUCGUGAGAUCUGGGGAGUUGAGCCGAGUUUCGCACGUUUACCGGCUCCACAUGAGCCAAUGUUCGAGCCAACUAUGGCCAAGCAGCAGAAUGCCAAAGCAGCCGGCGAUGCGAAUGCUUAACGGACUGGCGCUUCCAGAUCCACGCUAGCUUGGGGAGAAUUAUAUUUCUUUUUGAUUUUUUUGCUGCGUUAAAUGAAGUGCUUCGCGAGUAAAGAAAGGUUGUGGUCUAUGAGCUAAUCAAAAUCCCUUGUUUUGGAGCUUGAACGAAUGUAACGUACGCUGGUUUACAUAUAUAUCUGCGUUAUGUUUGCUAAGUGUGAUAAAAUUUGUGGAUAUGUCUUAGUAGAGACCGUAUUGUCGUUGCUCUUGGAUAUUUUUUUCUCGUAUUGCAAAUUGCCGUGAGAAAUAUUGCUGGCUGAUAAAAGUCUGCUUUUGUCGUCCUUUUCGUUCCUAAUAAUAUUACUGUAUAAGUGGAACGCAUGCACUUAAAAAUUGUAAGUGAUUUGCGAAAUAAAGCCAAAAAAUGAUGA
Paramacrobiotus metropolitanus is the source of this 3266-nucleotide messenger RNA. Its product is annotated as glycogen phosphorylase-like. Lineage: Eukaryota; Metazoa; Tardigrada; Eutardigrada; Parachela; Macrobiotidae. Gene Ontology annotation, cellular component: cytoplasm. The transcript is spliced from 9 exons. The coding region runs from base 271 to 2856 and encodes 861 amino acids. Gene Ontology annotation, molecular function: glycogen phosphorylase activity; pyridoxal phosphate binding. The record is from RefSeq and is a predicted model, not a curated record. Gene Ontology annotation, biological process: glycogen catabolic process.